Molecule: messenger RNA, 724 nt
Organism: Argentina anserina (silverweed cinquefoil)
Lineage: Eukaryota; Viridiplantae; Streptophyta; Magnoliopsida; Rosales; Rosaceae
Product: NDR1/HIN1-like protein 13
Exons: 1
Coding region: 123-707 (194 amino acids)
Cellular component (GO): plasma membrane
Source: RefSeq, a predicted model, not a curated record
ACUCCCUGCCACUAGUCCAAUUGGCGGCACCAAUAGCACACCGUGCUCAAGACCACCCUACUCCACAGCACCAGACACCACACGGUUCACAAAGACAUCCACACAGUUCACACGGCUUGCUCAUGCCACUCCCUCAACAAACCAACUUCUUCACAUGGUCUGCAGCAGUGUGCUGCGCCAUUUUUUGGAUCCUCAUAAUCUUAGCAGGUCUCAUUGUCCUCAUUGUCUAUAUAGUCUUUCGCCCUCGGACCCCAAAGUUCGACAUUUCCACAGCCACACUAAACGCAGCCUAUCUCGACAUGGGGUAUCUCCUCAAUGCCGACCUUACUGUGCUAGUUAACUUCAUCAAUCCUAACAAGAAAGUGAGCGUCUACUUUAGUCCCAUGUACAUUGAUGCUUACUAUGGUAGCACCCUCAUUGCUACCACCUACAUUGAACCUUUCACAGCACGCAAGCAUCACUCCAUGUUUGCAAGUGUGCAUAUGGUGGCGAGUCAGGUUCGUCUUGGACUGCUCGAAAGCCAAAAGCUGAAGAAGCAGCUGGAGAGCAGCAGAGCCAGCUUUGAAAUCAAAGGCUACUUCAGAGCUCGAGCCAAUUUCGGAAGCCUGCUGAGAUACUCUUAUAAAUUACAUGGUGACUGCACCGUUGUGUUCUCCAGACCUCCUGAUGGGAUUAUCGUUGGUAGAAAAUGCAAGACGAGACAUUGAUAAUGAAUGUCUGCAGA